Molecule: messenger RNA, 2948 nt
Organism: Brassica napus (rape)
Lineage: Eukaryota; Viridiplantae; Streptophyta; Magnoliopsida; Brassicales; Brassicaceae
Exons: 10
Coding region: 109-2823 (904 amino acids)
Source: RefSeq, a predicted model, not a curated record
AUUUGGACAUGCCCAAUUGACGUCGCCAUUUGACAUCUCUAGCGCGUGUGUUUUUGCGAGAGAGGUCGAGCACUCCAACAAAUCGCUCCGGCUCUUUCUUAUCCAACCAUGACCUCCGCGUCCGCCACGUGUACGCCUACGUCCCUCCAGCUCCGUCUCGCUCUGAGCUCCCGCGUUCGUCGGAAACCUCACUCCGUCUACUUACUCCCGUCUCGGUUCGCUAGCAAACCCGGUUUAGUAAUCGUCUGCGUUUCGCAGAGGACCGGAUCGGAUUCGUCAAAACCGCCAGCCGAUGGUUUGGCUGGGUGGGACGAUUCCGGGAACGACGUCAAGUCUUCCAGAGCUAAGAAGAAGAGUUUCAUCCAAGGUGUAGUGGGGGUUGGAGUCGCUGGAAUCGUUUUGGUUGCUGGGCUAAGCUAUGCAGUUGCGUCUUUUAACAAGCGUAGUAAUCCCAACGGCAAUUCAAUUUUGAGCGCUGGAGUGAAACAGGAAAGUGUGCUUCUGUCAUCACAUGACACGCCUAGUGAUGAAGGCAAGGUAGCUAAUAGCGAGGAAACAAAUCUUAAGGAGGAUAAGAGUCUAGAAAGUGAUGGUAUAGGCCAGCAAGGUGAUGAAGCGUCCGGUGAAGAUAAGAUACUUGGUACUGAGGAUUCGUCAUUUGAUGGAACAGAUGCCACUGAAAAUAUCAGUUCCCAAUCUGAUCCUGAGACACCAGAAAGUGAGAAAAUAAUUUAUGAAUCCAGGUCUUUGGUAGACUCAUCCUCUGAGGUUAUAGAUUCACAAAGUAGUAAUCUUGCUGGUGCGGACAAUCCAACUUCUGAAGAUCCGGAUAGCCUUCCCAACACUGAAGCAACCAGUGUGUCUGAUUUAGAAAUUCAAGCCAACGGUCAGAAAAUAGACACUGUGGCUGUUGUCGUUUCUGUUUUUUCACAAUCAGAUUCGACUUCAGAUCCUCACACUGUGCCACUAGAUGACAUGGGGACAGCAUUCCCGACUGUGACUGAGGAUCUUUCUGAAGUAAACGGAACACCUGAAUACUUGGCUGCGGAAAGUAUUUCAUCAGUCUCGGACAUAGAUACAGCCAAAGAAAGGAAAUCUCUAGAAACUCCGUGGCCAGAAUCAACAUACUGGUCAAAAAAUGAAAGAGACAUGAAUAUUCAAGAAGAGUUUGGCGACAGCAAACCGCCUUGGGAGACUCCCAAUGGUGGAAGCGCAUUUUCUUCAGCAGGAAUUCCUGCACCUUCUAUAUCUUUUCAAGUAAACCCUGGAAAAGUUCUUGUCACCGCAGCUGCGGAUCAGGCCCAAUGUCAAGCAUUUGCAGCUCUGCAAAUUUUGAAGGUCAUUGAGACAGACACUCAACCUAGCGAUCUAUGUACUCGUAGAGAAUAUGCUAGGUGGCUGGUUUCUGCCAGCAGCGCAUUAUCCAGAAACACGACUUCAAAAGUGUAUCCUGCUAUGUAUAUAGAGAAUGUCACUGAGCUUGCUUUCGAUGAUAUUACUCCUGGAGACCCUGAUUUUCCAUCCAUUCAAGGGUUGGCAGAAGCAGGACUUAUCACAAGCAAGCUUUCUAACCGCGAUCUGCUUAAGGAUGUUGAAGGCCCCUUCUUGUUUUCCCCUGAUAGCCUUCUUUCACGCCAGGAUCUAAUACGCUGGAAAAUGGCCUUGGAGAAACGACAGCUUCCAGAAGCUGACAAAAAGAUGCUGUAUAAACUCUCGGGUUUCAUUGACAUCGAUAAGAUAAACCUAGAUGCAUGGCCUGCCAUCAUCGCAGAUUUAUCUUCUGGGGAACAAGGAAUCGCUUCCCUUGCAUUUGGUUUUACAAGAUUUUUUCAGCCUCACAAACCCGUCACUAAAGCUCAAGCUGCCAUUGCUCUUUCAAACGGUGAGGCUUCUGACAUAGUCAGUGAGGAACUGGUACGCAUCGAAGCAGAAUCAGCGGCUGAAAAGGCCGUGUCUGCACACGACGCCCUAGUUGCAGAGGUCGAAAAGGAUAUCAACGCCAGCUUCGAGAAAGAGCUUUACAUAGAACGAGAAAAAAUAGAAGUGAUCGAGAGAAUGGCGGAACAGGUUAAAGUGGAGUUGGACCAGCUGAGGGAAAAGAGAGAGGAAGAGAAUCUGGCGUUGGUGAAAGAACGAGCUGCGGUUGAGUCAGAAAUGGAGGUGCUCUCAUGGUUAAGACGUGAAGCUGAAGAGAAGCUGGAGGCUUUGAUGAGAAACAAGGCGGAGAUAUCUUUUGAGAAGGAGAAGGUUUCAAGUCUUCGAAAAGACGUUGAAGAAGAGAGCCAGCGGAUUACUAAGUUGCAGUAUGAACUAGAAGUUGAGCGUAAAGCCCUGUCCAUGGCCAGAUCAUGGGCCGAGGAGGAAGGAAAGAGAGCUAGAGAACAAGCCAGGGCGUUAGAAGAGGCUAGAAAGCGAUGGGAAACGAAUGGACUAAGAGUUAUUGUUGACAAAGAUCUUCAAGAGGAUGUAGAACAAAGCGUAUUGCUUAACACGGUAGAGCCAUCCUCGGUUUAUUCAACCGAGGAGAGGCCCCAAACACUUAUCGGUAAGCUGAAGGAGAUGGCAUACACUGUGGGAGGAAAAUCCCGGGAAGUGAUCUUCAUUGUGAUGGAGAAAAUACGUUUAUGGAUUAUGGUUUUGAAGGAAUACGUAGAGAGUUUAGGGAAACGAGUGGGAGAGAUGAGAGAGGCAGCCAUUGUUAGUGCAAAAGGAGCAGUGAAGGAGGUUGAGAAAGGAACAGCUCAGGUAGGUGAUAAGGUGAAGAGAAUGGCUGAGGAGUGUAGAGAUGGAGUUGGCAAGAUCUCUCAGAGGUUCAAGACCUGAGAUAAGUUCUUAAACUUUGUUUUGUUUGUAGUUUUGCUUUUAAAAAAAAUUAAAAUAAAAGAGAAUAAUGUGAUGCGAUGGCCAAUACUGUAUAUCAGAAUUCAAAAUUGCAACAUUUUGACAUC